Messenger RNA from Caenorhabditis elegans, 806 nucleotides. RefSeq names its product Guanine nucleotide exchange factor MSS4 (gene mdt-9). The coding region runs from base 244 to 687 and encodes 147 amino acids. The record is from RefSeq and is marked reviewed. The transcript is spliced from 4 exons. Lineage: Eukaryota; Metazoa; Nematoda; Chromadorea; Rhabditida; Rhabditidae.
UGAGCAAAGAAGUGAUCAAGCCAAGUGCUGAAAGCUAUUUGAACAAAUUAUACGCAGAUUUAUUCCAUCUUGUGAACUCCGUGGAGAAAGGAAGCGGUUCUGAGCUUACUGUUCGUCUUCGAAACGUCGAGGCCGACAUCGCAAGCUUCAAAGACGCUCUGAAAUCGAUUCCCGACAUCGGCGUCGAAGAGUACAAGGAAAGACGGAAAAUCGCCGCGCUCUACAAGCAGAUUGAGAAGAAAGAUGAGCUCCUCGACGAACUCGCAGCCUUCAGCCUUGAUGCAGCCCUCAAAAAGCCCGACGGAGAGCAGAAGCAGCGUAGUGAAAGUGGAGACAAAUGAGAGCACAUACAUUUGUAAAAUCUGUCAAACUGUUGUUAUUCUGAAGAAUAUGACUACUGAAUAUCUCGACGAAGAACGUGAUCUUCCAUUGCCACGUCAAAAGAAAGGAAUCGAUCAUACUCAGACAGAGCCGAUCCGUGGAUUUUUCGGAGUCAAGGAUAUGUUCGCUUUUGAAAAUGUUGGAUUUACAAGAUCUUCUGAAGGCAAACGAUAUCUGGUGUGUGGUGAAUGUGAGCAAGGACCAGUCGGUUUCGUGGAUCCAGUCACUGAAAUGAACUAUGUGAGCCCUGAACGGCUCGAUGUGCUUCCUGAUGUUGCUGCUGCUGCUGUGGAGGCUGGAAAGUGAAUUGAGCUUUCCGGAAUGUGUCAAAAAUAAUUUAUUGAUUUUUCAUUUUUCAUUUUUCUGUAAUUUGAAUUUUUUACGCGAAAUUAUACUGCUGGAAUGAAAAAGUGUGUCCGUGUAUU